AUGCUCUCAGCAUCACCGCCCAGGCUGGCCCGCUUGGGUCGAUUAGCCAAAUUGGCGCCCUUUCUCCACGAAAGCACCACUUGGAAGUACAUCCAGGGCUUUCGCGGGGUGCGCAUGAUGAAUUUGUGCGUUGGACUCAUGUGGGUCGUCCAUUUGAUGGCCUGUGGUUGGUACCUGUGCGCUGCUUUGCAUGAAAACCCGGAGGACACGUGGGUGGCACGGCGAAGUGUCUCCAACGCGGACGGAGACAUCCUUUGGGGCAAGUCCCAAAAACGUGGCCACGUGGCUUCCACUCAGAUCCUGACCAUCUUCACCACGGUGGGCUUUGGCGACAUGAGCGCCUACACCACCGGGGAGACCCUGUACGCCGACUGGACCAUGAUCGUGGGCACCGUGACGACCUCAGAGAUGACGACGAAAAAAAUCCGGCUUUCACAGGUGGUGAACAGCAUCAUCAUGUCCGAGGUGAUCACCACCCUGACAGGAGUCGACAGGGCACAGGCGGAGCUCAACAAGCGUUAUGGCCUCAUCAAGGAGUUUGCGGACCACGCGCGGCUCAGCGUCAAAACGACCACGGCCUUCGAAAAAGCCGUCCAGCGUGCCUCGCAUGCCGGUGAAGUGCGGGUGGACGCAUCCCAGUUGAAGUCCUUCUUUGCCACGGACACGCUGCCGCGGGAACUCAUGUUGGAGCUCACCAAGGACGUCUUCCAAGGCAAGUUGCUACGGAAUGAGAUGCUGGUGUGGGUGGAGCGACACGGUAUACCACUCCCAGCAAGACUUCCCUUGAUGCUGGCAGCAGUGAUGCAUCCGAAGACCUUUCAAUUUCAGGAGGUUCUCUAUCAGAAUGCGGACCAACCAGUUCACAUCUACUUGGUCAUGCGUGGUACCUUAGCCUUCGUGGGUGUGCCCCAUGUGGAGGGUGGCCUGCCGCCCUUCACGGUUUCGGAGGUGCAAUCUGCUCUCCACAUCGGCGCCAAACGUCGCACCUCCAACGCUGGUAUACCUGUGGAGCCGAGCGAGAGCGAGGCAGUGCCAGGGAUGUCUCCCAACCGUGGGUUUUUUGGGUGGUCUCUGGUAAUCAAUGGUGGUUUGCCAUGGGUCAUUAAAUGUCCCCAUUGA
This is a messenger RNA of Cladocopium goreaui, 1119 nucleotides long. NCBI's taxonomy places the organism in Eukaryota, Dinophyceae, Suessiales, Symbiodiniaceae. The record is from the annotation of a GenBank genome assembly.